AUGUGUGGGUCGAAAGACAUUAUGGAGAACUUGGACAGUCCCAUUGAUAUAGUGACCUACGUCACAGAGGAGUUGCAGAAAAACUAUCGUAGCAGUUCCGAUAAAGUGAAAGUGUUUCAAGAUUUUUUCAAGCACUGGGAAGUGGACACAUCGAUUGCCAAAGUAAAGGCAACCAGCUAUGAAUUCGAGUCGGAUUUGGAUUGGUUCAAUGUCAGCCGGCCACUUUCACUGGCGGGUCUUCGGGGAAAAAUCGUUGUGCUUGAUUUCUUCACCUACUGCUGUAUCAAUUGCAUGCACGUUCUGCCGGAGCUGAAGGCGUUGGAACAGAGAUACCCAGUUGAGUCCGGACUUGUGGUGGUUGGCGUGCACAGUCCGAAGUUCGAGAACGAGCGCGAUACGGGAAAUAUUCUGUCAGCCUCACUGCGCUAUGGAAUUACACAUCCCAUUUUAAACGACUAUCGUUCCAAGCUUUGGAGAGCUAUUGGCAUACGGUGUUGGCCGUCUAUGUUGGUACUGAGUCCGAACGGGAAUCCUAUGCUUUUGCUUAUGGGUGAGGGACACCAAAAAUUUCUGCAAGAGUUCAUCGGCGUUGCGCUGGCUCAUUUUGAUAGAAAACAGAAAAUUGACCAUUGCAGCUUACCCCUACAAAUUUCUUCUGAUCUGCGACCGGCCUCGAAUUUGCGAUUUCCUUCUAAGAUUGCGCGCAGCCCGCAGGGUCGAUACGCCGUUGCCGACGCUGGUAACAAUCGCGUGGUUGUCUUCAGUGAUUGUGGUGUGGUAGAGCAUAAAAUAGGAGGUGCUGAGGCCGGAUUUGUUGAUGGAAAUGUGCAAGUUGCCCGCUUUAACAAUCCACAGGGAGUGGCAUUCCUUGACGAGCACACUUUAGUUGUUGCCGACACUGAAAACCACGCUCUGCGAAAGAUUUCGCUAAAAGAUUCAUUGGUAGAAACACUGGCAGGAACUGGACUUCAGGGUCAUGAACGCACUGGGGGUCGUAUAGGACCAUUACAAAGCUUAUCGUCACCUUGGGAUGUGGCUGUAUAUAGGAAACGGGAUAUGGACAUGUCCUUCCACCUUGACGAGCAUAAUGUACCUGAGAAAACUAUAAUACUGGUCGCAAUGGCCGGCACUCAUCAAAUCUGGGGAUACUUUCCAGAGGGCAUUAUCUGGUGGAAGUUCCGCAAGUUUGAGCCACGAUGCUGUGUAUCAUUGAUUGGAAACGGACUUGAAGAGAAUCGUAACAACUCCUAUCCACAAAAUGCAGCGUUUGCGCAGCCAUCAGGUCUUACCAUUGCAGAGGAUUAUCUCUUCAUAGCAGACAGUGAGAGCUCCAGCAUUCGAAAAGCAUCCAUGGUGGACGGUAAAGUAAUGCCGGUAGUUGGAGGUGAUCGCAAUCCUCAGAAUCUUUUUGCGUUUGGUGAUGUGGAUGGCAAACUGUUUAACGCAAAGCUACAGCAUCCACUUGGUGUUGCUUAUAAUAACGCCGAUAAAGUGUAUGUUGCCGACACGUACAAUCACAAAAUCAAGGUCAUCGACAUAUCGACAAAUACGGUUUCAACUUUGGUUAUAAAGAAUGAAAAAGGAGAAAUAGUAUCAUUCAAAGAGCCAGCUGGUCUUUGUACCGACUCCAGUGGACGGCAAUUGCUAGUUUCUGACACCAAUAACCACCAAAUUAUUUUGGUAAACCUGGACACUUUGACAGCGCGUAAUUUUGCAUUAGAUUUUGGCACAAUGGGGUCCAUUACAGAGACGGACGCGUUUAGCAGUUCAAUAAAUAAGAACGAGCAGCUGCAGAAGUCGGUUCCAUUGUCACUUGAAAAAAGCACUAAAAUAGGCUUCUCAGUCAAAUUGCUAACAGACUUGAAAUUCACUGAGGAAGCUCCACAAAAAUGGACACUGAAAAGUCUAAGCCCCCAUCUGGAAGUUGAACCAGCAGCUGGUGUUCUUAUUAAUGGACAAUUCAGCAUCAAAGUUGUGCCUUCAGAAAAUAUUGCAGGAUCCGAUUCAAAAGCCCGGGAAACUGACAGUGACUUGCUUAUCGAAAUCGUAUUAAAUCUGUGCGAUACCAAAUGCUGCCUUAUGAAGCGUUUUUCAGUUGCUCUACUUAGGGAAAACAAUGGCGACGAAAAGGCGGCUGAAACUCCACAGCACGUUGAUAUUAAGAUAAUUAUAGAUCACGCAAAAAUAAGUUUGGAUUAAUGGCAUUAAGCUUUUGCGGCAUUGAGUAUCUAUUUAUUGUAUGUAAUUGAAAUACAUAAUUUAUUUGAAAUUUUAUAAAAAAAAAACAUGUUACAGAA
This is a messenger RNA of Scaptodrosophila lebanonensis, 2297 nucleotides long. Its product is annotated as NHL repeat-containing protein 2. NCBI's taxonomy places the organism in Eukaryota, Metazoa, Arthropoda, Insecta, Diptera, Drosophilidae. The coding region runs from base 1 to 2199 and encodes 732 amino acids. The record is from RefSeq and is a predicted model, not a curated record. The transcript has 2 exons. Gene Ontology annotation, molecular function: protein binding.